AUGGUAAUGGAGGUGGAUGAACCAGCGAGUACCUCAAUGGAUACCUCAGAACCCUUGGAGCCCUCCAUCGAAUGGCGGUUCAGCCAAGUAAAAGGGAAUAUCGAAGGAGAUGACACUCAUACCGAAGCCGAUGUGAUAUCGUGUGUCGAGUUUUCGCACGAUGGGGAAUAUCUGGCUACUGGCGACAAGGGCGGUCGUGUUGUUAUAUUUCAACGAGAUCAGAGUGGAAAAUAUGUGAAUGGGGCACGAUCGCGAGAGUACAACGUGUAUUCGACCUUCCAGUCACACGAACCAGAAUUCGAUUAUUUGAAAUCGCUUGAAAUCGAAGAGAAGAUUAACCAAAUCAAGUGGUUGAAGAAAAAGAACGCGGCGAAUUUCGUGCUUUCUACAAAUGACAAAACUGUAAAAUUGUGGAAGAUUAGCGAACGAGAGAAGAAAGUGAAUUUUUCCGGUGUGACCAUAUACUGGUUUGUUGGUGUGCUUCAAAUCCCUACCAUUGUGCCUAUGGAGUUAAUUGUGGAGGCGAGUCCACGAAGAGUUUACGGAAAUGCUCAUACUUAUCAUGUUAAUAGCAUAUCUGUCAAUUCUGACCAGGAAACAUUUCUGUCUGCCGAUGAUUUGCGGAUCAAUUUGUGGCAUCAUGAGAUCACGAAUGAGUCUUUCAAUAUUGUUGAUAUCAAGCCAACGAACAUGGAAGAGUUAACAGAAGUUAUCACGGCAGCUGAAUUCCAUCCUAGUCAAUGCAAUUGGUUCGUUUACUCCUCAAGUAAAGGUUCUAUACGUCUCUGUGAUAUGAGGGAUCGUGCCCUUUGUGAUAACCACGCUAAAAUAUAUGAAGAGGUUGAGGAUCCAAGUUCUCGUUCUUUCUUUUCGGAGAUCAUCGCUAGCGUAAGCGAUAUAAAGUUUUCGCAUAACGGCCGUUAUCUACUCACAAGGGAUUAUCUGACUAUUAAGGUUUGGGAUCUCAAUAUGGAAAGUCGACCUAUUGAGAGUUAUGCCGUCCAUGAUUAUCUUCGAACGAAACUAUGCGCCCUCUAUGAGAAUGACUUCAUUUUCGACAAAUUCGAAUGCGGAUGGAGUGGUGACGACCAGCAGUUGUUGACUGGGUCAUAUCACAAUCUGUUUCGCACCUAUACCCGAGGUUCAGCGGAUGCGAAGAUGUGGGAAGCACGACCACAAGAACCCCACUCAUUACUGCGUACGCGAAAGAUUUGCCCUGGUACGAGUGCACGAGCUCAAAGAGCUCGUCGUGCUGUUGGAGAUGUUGGCGAUGAAGAUUUGGCUGCCGAUACCUUAGAUUUCAAUCGAAAAAUUCUUCAUGUUGCAUGGCACCCGAAGGAGAACAUCAUAGCGCUUGCUGCCACUAAUAACCUUUAUAUUUUUUCGGAUAAGUAG
Molecule: messenger RNA, 1395 nt
Organism: Angiostrongylus costaricensis
Lineage: Eukaryota; Metazoa; Nematoda; Chromadorea; Rhabditida; Metastrongylidae
Source: the annotation of a GenBank genome assembly